This is a messenger RNA of Triticum turgidum subsp. durum (durum wheat), 954 nucleotides long. NCBI's taxonomy places the organism in Eukaryota, Viridiplantae, Streptophyta, Magnoliopsida, Poales, Poaceae. The record is from the annotation of a GenBank genome assembly.
AUGUUUCGUGGAAACCAUUUAUUCUCAUGUUCUGAGAUGUCGUUACAUUCAGAUAGUGAAGUAGAUCUUCUCUUUCCAGUGGCAGUAUAUACAAGUCCCAUAGAAGCACUUGGUAUUCUUGAAAAGAAAGCACAUGAUGUUGAUUUUGUCAUGGCAGCAGUGGACAUGGAAGAGUUGAAUGGCUUUCAGUUCCUGGAAGCUGCCAAAGAUAUGCAUAGAAACCUUCAAGUGAUUAGUGUUGGAGAUAAAGCCCAACAUGGAAAAGAAGUUGGAGAGUCCGUAGCACAGCAAAAGGAUGGAACUAAAACGACCACUCAACUCAAAUGGAUACCUUUCCUAGAGAGCAAGUUUUUAUAUGCUCUUCAAAUACUUGGAGCAAAUGCAUCGCCCAGCAAGAUAAAGAUAAUCAUGAACGUGGACACUGUUACGACGAAACAAAUUUCUGCGCAUCUACAGAAACAUCGAAAACGCAUGGAAAGGGAAGAAAACAUGGCAACGUUAAUGGAUAGCCACGGGAAUUGUGCCUCAAGUUCUAAAUCCGUGAAGACUCGCCAUACAACCCCUUACACGCCCGGCUAUCAUUCAGAAGACGUAGUCCAAAGAACAAUGAUGCCAAGCUUGUUUGGAGACACUCAAGGCGUUGAUGUAUCUGCAGCAAUGCGAAGAGCCUUACAACUUGGGGCAGCUUUUGACGAGUUCCAGUAUUCCAGUGGUCCUUCUAGUGACGAACCAUGUGAAGUUAUUGGACAUAUAACAGGAGAAGAUGGCAUCGUUGAUGAAGCUAAUGGCUCAAAUUCAUCUAGUCAUGAUCAAGUUGCUGCUCAAACAUACAAUUCAAGAGCUGCACAUGCGAUCACAUUCAGGAACAAUUAUCAUCAUGACCAAGUCUCCAACAUAAGUAAGGUUCCGGUUGAGGGCCUUGUAGACUAUCCAGAUUCCGAGGAUUCUGAUUAG